GCAGAGACCCCGCGCCGCGGGCGGGCCAUGGCCGGCGGCGGCGCGGCCGGACCGGCGGACGAGCUCUGAGGGCGCCCGGAGCCCCCCCGCCGUGUCGUCGGGGCGCGGCCGCACCAUGUCGGCCGUCGCCUACGUGGACUUCGUGGCGGCUCAGUGUCUGGUCUCCAUCUCCAACCGCUCCGCCGUGCCCGAGGCGGCGCGGCUGAAGGUGCCGGGCGAGGGGGAGGCGGCCCGGGAGCUGCGCGACCCCCGCGACGCCUGGAAGGACUACUGCGCCCUGCUGGCCAUCGCCAAGAGCCUGCUGGAGCUGAACAAGUACCGGCCGCUGCCCGCCCCCUCCGUCUGCAGUGACAGCGUGGAGAGCCCCGACGAGGACGCGGGCUCUGACAGCGACGCGGCCACCGAGCAGGGCUCCAGCCCGCCCCGGAGCCCCCCGCCGGGGCCGCCCCCCCGCCUGCGCACCGCCGGGGCCGCCCCCAAGGGGAAGCUGGCGGCCGAGAAGCGGCACAAGUGCCCCUACAGCGGCUGCGGCAAGGUCUACGGCAAGUCCUCCCACCUCAAGGCGCACUACCGGGUGCACACAGGUGAGCGACCAUUCCCCUGCACAUGGCCUGACUGCCUUAAAAAGUUCUCCCGCUCCGAUGAGCUCACCCGGCACUACCGCACCCACACUGGCGAGAAGCAGUUUCGAUGCCCCCUCUGUGAGAAGCGGUUCAUGCGCAGUGACCACCUGACCAAGCACGCCCGCCGCCACACCGAGUUCCACCCCAGCAUGAUCAAGCGAUCCAAGAAGUCCAGCUCCAGCAGCUCCUUGUGAAGGCAGGGCUGGCCCUGGGAGGGGAGUGGGGGCGGGGAUACAGGCAGUGGUGCCAGAGCACGAGCAUCCGCUAUGGUGCCGGUCACCCUCACUGUCCAAAAGCACAUGUAGCCGAUGUUAAAAAAACAGAAGUACUCAGCAGCUCCGUCCCUGUCCUCCACCUCCCAUGCUCUGCUCUGAGAACAACAGUCUGGAGCAAGCAGACUGUAGGGUGAGAGGAGGGAAGGGACAGCCAGCAGAGGAGGCAACCACCUCCUCAAACAUAAAGCAUUGAUACUGGUGUACAUACAUAUGACAGGGUGGUCUGGCCUGUGCCACCAUAGUAGCGUGACCCCAAAGUCUUUGUGAUUGCUGUGUCAUGAACAUGUUUUGUUGAACAGUGUAAUGCUGCUUGUAUUUAGAGUUUGUUGAGUAAAAACACUUUCCGAGUCACAUAAAUAACUCUCAGAUAAAAACUCCAUAGCACAUUGUAGAAGUGGGUUUACUUCUGUGUCAGAGUGAUCCUGCACUUAAAGAGACUGUUAAGAGAACAUUACAAAUGUUACUAAUAGCAUCUGAUUGAUAUACUGAGAUAGGUGAAUUUAUACUCAAGAAGGCCCAUUAAAUAAAUGGGUCUUUUUAAUUUUUCUUUGCAUUAACUAUACUUUUGAAUAUAAGCUGGACUUUUCCAGUAAAAACAUGUAUAAUCCAAGAAGAUACUUAAAGCAAAAAAAAACCCACAACAGCUCAGUCAUUUUCUGAUCGUAUGUGUAUUUAGCUCUGUUAUUCAAUUACCUGGAAAAAUACAAGUCUGCUUAGAUAAUGUGGUGGGCAUGUGGGAGCUGAGCAUAUGUCUCUCAUGUGAUCCUGUACUUUACUUGUCAGUAAUACAGUACUGUACUGUAGAAAUGCCACUAACAGUGCUUUAUUCUGCUGUGUUUUGUUUGAAUGGGUGCAUAAUAGCAGCUAUCAUCCUUAUAAACUGCUGCUUUUUUAAAGGCUUCUUCUCUUCCUACACUUGCCUUAAAGAUUUAUUCUCUUCAUACCAUGGCCUAACUCCCUUUGAGCCCUCCAGGAGUUGUGUAUGCUUAUGGAGAGAGUAGAUCUUUCCUUAAGAGUACUCUGCUAAUGGAAACACCUGAAACUAUUGUAAAGAGCACUUCAGAAGGGCUCCUUUGUUUCUUGAUUGCUAAUUCUCUAGAGUACGGGGGAAAACCAAGAGCUAAUUUGAAAUACGGAAGGUGUGUUGCAAUACUCCUUAUGACACAAGCUUCUCUUGGUACCUUGCUUUGUACCUGUUUCAUGCAUGGCACAUCAAAUGCUGAUAAAUGCAGUAUUACUUUUAUUUGAAAGCUGUUUUUUGCUCUUUACAAGGAGCAAAAAGAUCACUGAAUGAAAACUUUCAGUCAUGGUGAUUAGCUGAAUAUUUCAAUCUUUUUUUAUGUUAAAAGCAUGAAAUUUAAGGGGUUAUCAGUGAUAUAUUUUUUCCCUCCCCAGCUGCAUAAAGGUGGGAGAAUUCUGUUUACACAUUAUUUUUUUCCAUAGACAUUCUUCUGUUUGGUUUUCACCCCUACUACAGAGACUUAGGGCCAAAUUCAUCUUGUGAGUAAUCACACUGAAACCCAAAGUGUUUCCACUGCAGACGAAUUUAGGUCAUCUUGUAAAAUUCUGUACAUAAAAAAUCUUGUUAGUACACCUGCAAUUACACUAUCUUAUUGUUUUAUCUGAUAAAAAGCUUGCUUCCUAGAAAAAAAACCAUAGAAAAUGAACUCGGAAAGUAGAGUGUUUUCCUCUACAGUUGAAUAUGGCUUUCAGCAUUAGAAAUCAGUUUGCAUACUGUGUUUUUACCUGUGUAGUUCGUGAUAAAUUCCGUCUAUAUGAAGAGAACUGCUUUUAAAGCAUUGGGGAUAUUGAACAGUCUGUGGAAUAAAAAAGGGAUGUGUUUUCUUCAGUGAAGACAUCAGGAAACCAAGCACACUUUCUACCUCCGUUUCACCUUUUUGAAACAUUUAUUUUAGAAACCAAACUUUAAUUUCUUGUAUUCAAAGUGAGUCAUAGGGAUAUAGGUUCUUCACAAUAAAAACUGGUAGCAUUGGUAUUUCUAUUGAUCUAGAAAUACAGAAAGUGUUCUGCUUACCAGUACUGUUCAUGCUGCCUUGAGUGGGGUCAGAGCCACAAGUAGCCACGAGUAGCCCAGUGAAAUUCAAAGGUGCAUGCAUGUUCAUCUUCCUUCUUCUCUCUGAAGAUCAAGCAAGAUUUCCAGUCCAUCCUGCAGUCUGGAUUGUUACCAUUUUGUGGGAUAAAUGCAGCACUUGGAAAAUUAAAGCCUGAUCCUGUGAAAUACAAGAGAACCUCACAUUCUGUCAACCACAAUGGGAAGCCACUGAUAAGCAGCUCCUAAAUCAGUAUGUAGAUAUUUUGGUCACUUAGCUACCAGGUUUAACCAAUACAUGGAAGUAAAGGGCCAGAUUUAUGGUUUCCACCUUGCUUUUUUGGGGUAGAAUGCAUAUUUAAAGAAACAUUGUUUUUCCUGCAAAGUCUGAAAGUGUCAACAGGAGGGAAAUACUUCAGUCCAUGGGACAAUGGGACAUACAAGACAUGUGUCACCAUUGCUGGUGAAAAGAUCCUGUUGCUGAAAAAAUGGUAAUGUAUGCUGUAUUUCAGCAUUAGGCAGACAGGAUUAAUGUGAUUCAUUAACCACUAACACAAUAUGCUGGGAAUAAUCAGGUUUGGGGAUUUCAUAUUACUGUUUUGUUAAUUUUUCUUUUCUUUCUUUUUUUUUUUUUUUUAGUAAAAGCAAAUAAUGGCUUUAACACAUAAAACAAACUGCAGGUUAGUUCUUUGCAUCUUGAAGUUAAGUUUCGAAGAGUGUUGCAAAUGUUGGAAAAGAAAUGAAAAAUCAGGUUCUCUAAUACCGUAUGUACUUGCACUAUUUUGGAAGUACUUAAUAGUGCUGAAGUUAGGACAGCUCUUCUCCUUGGUUAAGAAAGUCCAUUAGUAUAGAGAAGUCAUGGCUGUAAAGGUAUAGAUAUGUAACAUUCUUCUUUUUGAACAGUUUUUCAUUACCUGUAUUACAGAUCUGUUUUCAGCUUACAGAAGGACUUAGCCCAGACUGGACACAUACUUCAAAGUGCUGUUUUACAAACUAGUGAUCUGUAACACUGUAAAAUACCAACUUCCAACAGUUUAAUCAGUUUUAUUUUUGUACAGUAUUCGUAUUCUUUAUAAGUUAUUUUGCUGUCCUGUUUUGUAAAUCACAUGAAAUUGUAAAAAAAGGAAAAGAAAAAAAAAGUAGGCAUAGAUGUUUUUGUACAUAUGUGUAUAUAUAUUGUCCAAAUAAAGA
Molecule: messenger RNA, 4139 nt
Organism: Chiroxiphia lanceolata (lance-tailed manakin)
Lineage: Eukaryota; Metazoa; Chordata; Aves; Passeriformes; Pipridae
Gene: KLF9
Product: Kruppel like factor 9
Exons: 2
Coding region: 116-817 (233 amino acids)
Biological process (GO): regulation of transcription by RNA polymerase II
Molecular function (GO): DNA-binding transcription factor activity, RNA polymerase II-specific; RNA polymerase II cis-regulatory region sequence-specific DNA binding
Source: RefSeq, a predicted model, not a curated record